Didymodactylos carnosus is the source of this 1854-nucleotide messenger RNA. The record is from the annotation of a GenBank genome assembly. Lineage: Eukaryota; Metazoa; Rotifera; Eurotatoria; Philodinida; Philodinidae.
AUGUUGUUAACAGGUAGUCGUAGAGAAGGUCAAGCUUAUUCGAGAUAUUUUGCCGACACAACACCACCAGAUUAUGAUUUACUCUUGGAAGAAGGUUUUAUUAAUUCAGAGGACGAGUUAAUCAAAUUAGAUAAUAUUCCUGGAUUUGUUAAAAUUAAAUGGGAUAAUAAAACAUUAUUAUUAAAAUCCCGAAGACAAGAUCAAAACGGUGUCUGGUGCGUUGAUGGCCUCAAAAUUAAAGAAACUUACUCGUCGUUAAAGAAGUUAGGAAUGAAAUCAAAUUGUUUCGAUGAUUUCUCUCGUGUAACUCAUGAAGUAACUAUCGAUUCAGCGAGUAUCCAAACAGCAGUAUCUCCAAAACAAGAAAAAAUGGCACAGUCAAUGAUAUUCAAACAAGGUUUACAUCUGAUAACUAAUAUGAGAAACGGCAUUCAAGAUAUUAACGUACUAUCCAAGAAUUAUGUAGCCUUGUUUAAACUUUAUUCUAUUCCAAUACAAAUCGAAUUAUUCAAUAAAUCUUUUUCUAAGAAAUAUAAUCUUUCUCCAGUAGAUGAAAAUUGCAUUAUUGACUUUUAUAGUUUAUGUGGACCGCCAUUCAAUAUUCCACUAACAGUUGAUGAAAAGUUAAAAGCAGACACUUUAGUUAGUUUUUAUUUGAAAUAUAAACAUUUAGUCGAUCGAACUACUGACGUUGAUAAAUUUAUAAAAGAUCGAUUUUUUCCUCAUCGUUUCGAUGCGGAUGUGUUACGAGCAUUUAAACUCAAUUUUUGGCCAUACGAUAUACAAAAAACAUUUUUGAAACGUUUUGAAGCAACCUGUCCUACAUUAUUUGAACAUAUAAAAACAACUUACAUGCACUUAGUGCCAAAAUGGUCUAAAAACGAAUCGACUAGUGCUGAUAAGCAGUUGGAAUUCCGUUAUUCUUUCUCAGCAGUGGAAAUUACAUUAUCUGAUAAACGAACAAUAAAUGAGAAAAUUCUUAAUAGCGUAGCAAGAAAUAUUUAUUACAAGUAUUUGCAUAAACCUCAAAGUAAUGACGAUUGCAUUAAAUCUUAUUUUGUCAAAACAACCGUGCUGUGGAUGUGUGAAUUGAUGGAUUUAAAAGCGUUUAAAAGUGAUGAUAAUCAAGUUAUAGCUGAAGUUAUGACUGAGAAAUGGAUUGAUUUUGUUUGCUCUUUGUUGAAACAGCGUUAUUGUCAACAUUAUUUUGUUGAUGGCAUUAAUAUUCUAGCAUCUUGCUCUGAAAAAACAUUAGAUGAAGCCUAUCAGAUAUUAAAAUCUGGUGUUAAUAUGAACGAAUUGAUUAAUUCAACAUUAACAUCAAAAUUAGUUGAAACUAUAAAACACCAGCAAGAUAAUCACAUUGAGUUUCGUACAGCAAAUACUGACGGUACACUAGAUAGGAUUAAAGGCGUUGAAGAAUUUAGAGUAAUUAAACGUGGGUGGGAUACAGAUGAUGAAAACGAUGAAAGUAAUGACGAGCCUUACAUACGAGUCUUAUUACAUAAAUUAUACGCAGUGGAUGAUGAUCAAGGAAACAAUUGGGUUAAAUGGAAACAAUUAUUUAUUGAUACUGAUUAUUAUCAACCGAUCGCAGAAUUCAAUAGAGCGGAACGUGAAAGUAGUCUGAUUGACUCUGCGAUUGAUUUGUCCACGGUCGCAAUAUCCUUGAAAUCAAUCAUUGAAAUCGUUUCCAGUGAAGAAUUAUUGGAACAAAUAAUAAAAUAUCAUCAAGAACAGUUGCUCUUGUUGUCUGACAACAGAAAUUUUCAAGCAAAGUCCGAUAACAAUAUAUAUGAUGAUAUGUCGAAUCCAAUCAUACAUUUAGCACUAUCAAUGCCGUUAACCAAAUAG